This is a messenger RNA of Adineta steineri, 1344 nucleotides long. Lineage: Eukaryota; Metazoa; Rotifera; Eurotatoria; Adinetida; Adinetidae. The record is from the annotation of a GenBank genome assembly.
AUGAAUAGUGUUCCAGAUUAUUCUCGUUUUUUCACUGUGGAUGAACUCAUCAAUCGUUCACGUAAUCUGGCACUCGAACAUUCGUCUUUAGUACAAUAUCGAGAUAUUGGACAUUCUCAAAAUGGCGAGACUAUUUCAAUGUUAACAAUAGGCAAUGGCGCGAAGUCUCUAUUACUUUAUGCAUGUCCACAUCCAAACGAACCAAUUGGAACACUUUUAAUCGAUUUUUUACUUAAUACUUUAUUCGAUCAUUCUGAGUUACUCAGUAAAUACACUUGGCAUUUGAUACCAUGUGUAGAUCCAGAUGGAACACGUCUUAAUGAAGGUUGGUUUCCCGGUCCAUUCACUAUUAGUAAUUAUGCACGAUAUUUUUAUCGACCACGUUUACAAGAACAAGUUGAGUGGACUUUUCCAAUAACAUAUAAAAACUAUAGUUGGACAACACCUUCGAAUGAAACUCAAGCAUUAAUGCAUGCUAUUCAAUUAGUUCAGCCAGAUUUUGUUUAUGGCUUACAUAAUGCUGGUUUCGGUGGCAUGUAUUAUCAUAUUAGCCAUCCUUUCGCUGAUAUAUUUCCUCAGUUAGCACGUUUUCCAUCUUCAUUAGGAUUAUUUCUAGCUAAAGGUGAACCUGAGGACCCUUGGAUAACUGAGUAUGCACCUGGGAUCUAUCGAACUAUCGGUUUAUCAGAGGCAUAUGACUAUUAUGAAAAACAUACACAAACCGAUCCUGAAACACUCAUGUGUGGGGGUAGCAGUAGUAGUGAAUAUCUUAAAGAGAUUGGUCUACAUAAAACAAUAUUUCUUGUAACAGAAGUACCAUAUUUUCAAUCAUCUGUUGUCACAGAUAAUACAAUCAUUCCAAAUGUUACACGACGCGAUGUACUUCUUCAAGGACUUGAUGAAGAAGAUCAAAGUAAUGCUAUUCUAAUGAAUUUACUUGAACAAAUUAAAACAGCUAUGACACAUGACUCAGCAUUGUAUCGUGCUUCUCGUUCAUCAUUAGAGUUACGUAAUACAAUGGCUACAAAUUAUCGACAAGCUAUCCUGAAUGAUAAUUCUACUCUUGAACCAGCGACGGUUGCCAGUCGGGCAGAUGCAUUAUAUAUUUCAUUAUUUUAUAAAAUGUUAAUUGUAAGUAUGUUAGAUCGUGCAAUCACGUUACAAAUUCAACAAAAAUCUGGAGAUAUAAAAUUACUUGAAAAUGUUCAAAAAGAACUUGAACGUCAUCUUAAUAAUUGGAAAAAUGAUAUUGAACAAAAUUUACCUUAUACACCUAUUCUUAUUCGCACGCUUGUACAAUCACAACUCGGAGCAAUGUUAAUAGUAUUACCACAACUAGACUGA